AUGGAGCAACAACAAGGUCUGAUUCGUUUCGAAGUGGUGUACAAUGACAGCCAGGACGAGUCGAUGCGGCGGCUGACAGAGCUGAAGAAUAUCUUCCAGAAGCAAUUGCCCAAAAUGCCAAAGGAGUAUAUCGCCAGACUAGUAUAUGACAGAAACCACUCGAGCUUGGCUAUCGUCAAGGCGAACGGCCAUGUGGUUGGUGGCAUUACAUUCAGGCUUUUUGAGCAGAGGGAGUUUGCGGAGAUUGUUUUUUGUGCCGUGUCGUCAUCAGAGCAAGUGAAGGGAUUUACCAAGGAGGUCACAUUCGAUAAGCGCUUGUGGAUGGGAUAUAUAAAGGACUAUGAGGGCGGCACACUGAUGCAGUGCUCGAUGGUUCCAAAGGUCGAGUACCUGAAGGUCAAGGAUAUUUUAGCCAAGCAGCGCGAGCUGGGUGGAAAUAUUGCUUGA
Molecule: messenger RNA, 447 nt
Organism: Kickxella alabastrina
Lineage: Eukaryota; Fungi; Kickxellomycota; Kickxellomycetes; Kickxellales; Kickxellaceae
Exons: 4
Coding region: 1-447 (148 amino acids)
Biological process (GO): positive regulation of transcription by RNA polymerase II; chromatin remodeling
Cellular component (GO): histone acetyltransferase complex
Molecular function (GO): histone H3 acetyltransferase activity
Source: RefSeq, a predicted model, not a curated record